GUUUAAAAGUAAAAAACAAAUACAAAAUUCAAAGUUCAACUUUUAACCAUUCAAAAAUCAUGCCAGUACAAAUACGAGCAUAUCUUGACGUCACUAUGACAACGUAAAACUUCAUUUUCGCUGACUUUGCGUAAAAUUGCGCAAAAUUAUAUGUAAAGAAAGAGAUAAACAACUAUUUAAAAGUUGAAAAAAAACACAAAGCAAAUUAAAAAAACUGCUGCCAUAACUUCAACAAACACGUCAAGACGAAAACAAAGAAAAUUCGCUAUAAAGUGGAGGCUAUAAAGAAAACAUGUUAAUGAGCGAUAAAAAAAUUAUUGGAAUUAUUUUUACAUAAUAUAUAGCAACAAUUUAAUGUAAAUAAGUGAAUUAAAAAAAAUACAUUAUCUUGACUGAGCGAAAUACAAUAAAGAGAGAGAGAGAGAGCAACAAAAUGAUCACCUUCUCAUAGAAAUAAAAAGCCGAAAGCAGUUAAUAUGAGAAAACGUGGCCAAAAGAGCAUAGAGCGCGUAUUGAGACCAACAUCUUUUUGGCUAAUACAUUUUUUGGCCUACAUUUAUUAAUACUUAAUCCGAAGUAUGGCAAUAACGACAAACGAAGAGCGACAUAAACAAAAAACAAACAAAUGCACAUUAAUAAAAGAAAACGCAGAUAAACAACAAAAGUGUGAAACAAGCGUAAGAGAGCAAUGAACAAGUGCAAAUAAUUUUUUUUAAAUAAAAAUCAAAGAGAUAGAGAGAGUAGAGCGCGAUUCGGAGAGAUCAAAGCUCAACGGAGAGUGAGUGAGCGUAGUGAUAACCCAAUAGUGAUAUUAAGUGUGGGUGGUACGACCAGACCCGCAGUAAACUCGCACACUUCCGCUUUAAUACUGGCUGUGUUUUCUAUUAACUAAAAACUGAAAACUAUAAUAUUAUAAGCCCACACAUGGCUGAUGAGAACGCCAUCGACAGCCCGCGUCCCUUUCGACGCGAGCGUAAUCUAAGCAACCGUAACUUCGCCAAACGUCGUUCCGCGCGCCGUAUCAGCGUUGAGAGUCACAGUUCAGUAGAGUCUUUUAAUCUAAGUGCGGCUGAGAGUGUAAACAACGCGAGUUCAAAUGCGAGCUCUGUGCAUGAGAGCGCAGCCAGUGCCGCCAGCGCUAGUGGCAGUCACAAUCACAGUACGACGAGUAGUAGCGGUAGUAACGGUUCGUAUUCGCUUAGUGUCGCUAGCAGUCAAUUGCAAUAUUCAUAUUCGUUACAAUCCGAUACGGAAAGUGCAUUUCAUCGUGCUUCUACGCGCAGAAUGGUACCGCCACCAUUGCCCAUAACCGGGCCACCGCUGGAUGAUGAAGAGCCUCUUGAGGACGUUGCAGCAGCAACAAUAACGAUAAACGGUGACGACACACCCACAACACAAAUGACAGACCCUGCUUUGCUGGGCGUACGACAGAAAGUGCAUCGCUUUGAGACUCUAACAGCUGAGCAACGCAUCUUGUUCAAAACCGGACGUCAUCAAUUGCGCAAACAGCAACAACAAAGCAAUACACAUACAGAAAAUGAAAUGGUUGGUGUUACGUCGGCCACGCCUGGCUUGUGGCGCGUCUUCCCGCCCGCAAUGCGUCGUUCUACGCCCGAUACCGAUAGCUCGUUGGCGAGUCGUCAGUCCGCGGCAAGCUCAUUUCACACCUCCAUCGAUGAGGAGCGUUCGGUGGAUGAUGUUGAUGAUUUCUCAGAUUAUGCUGAGGAUGAGCAUGCGCUUGCGGCGCGUGCCGAAGCGGAUGCUGCAGUUGAGUAUGUUGUGCCUGAGGAAGCACGCGAACUACGUGAGGAUGUAGUGCCUUCGCAUUUGCCGGGUUAUGUGUCAGCUCCCGCGAGUGAACAACUGGAGACUGGGUCUGUUGCAGAGUUGAAUACGGAUGAUUUUGGUAAAGUGGAGACGGUGAGACGUACUGUGAGUGACGAUUAUGCAUCCACAAUGCCGAAGAGUCGUUCGAAAAACUUACAGACAAAUGCUGAAGACAGUCCAAAGCAAGCGAGCAAAGAUUUUCCAAGAAAUUUUCGUUCAACACCCCGUCCGAAGACUGAAAUUAUUAGCACGAGAAAUCAUGCGAAUGCGCAGAAAAGUAAAUCGCUCUAUCAGCCAAGGGAGGAUCAAGAAGAGGAAACUGAGGCUGAACUACGCGAUAAGAGUUCACAGCAUAUAAAACCGAUACUCGAAGAACUCAUAAAGACGGAAGAAACAUAUGUGGAGAACUUGCGUAUCGGCUUAGAGAAUUACGGUAAUAUAUUUGCGCGUAAAGAUUUACCAAUCGGACUGCGUGGCAAGAAGUACGUGCUACUCGGCAAUGUUGGGCAGAUCUAUGAAUUCCAUGCGGAGGAGUUUCUACCAAUGUUGCACGCAAACCAAAGAGAUCUGAAACGACUUUUCGAUGAGUUUCAGCAUUAUAUUGAACAAAAUUUCUUCUACUGCUAUGUCAUAUUCACAAUGAACAAGCAACGUUCGCUCAAAUUAUGUGAUACUUAUAAAAACUAUUUUAAGCGUAUACAAAAUGAACUAGACGAUAAGUUGGGGAUUAACAGUUUCCUGGUACAGCCAAUACAGCGGAUGGCGCGAUAUCCGCUGCUGCUGCAACAAUUUAUAUCGACUCUCUUUAAACACCGCGACUUCCAGAUAAAGCCACUGCUUGAGUCAUGCUGUCGGCUUGAAAAGAAAAUGCGCACAUUACUCACAACAACAAAUGAAUCCGAAGUGAUUAACGACAUUGUCGAAUGUAAUGAGUUCAACGUCUUCCAUCAGGGUAAAUUCCGCAAGGUCAGCGACUUUACGAUAACGGAUCACACACUCCGGCGCUCCUACCGCGGCAAAGUAUUCAUCUUCGAUAAAUGUAUUAUCUAUACAGAGAUCAAGGGUAAACACCUGAUCUUCCACGGACGUUAUCCAUGCGAGCACAUUGGUAUUGUAGCGAAGACAAAACAUUUUACACUCUUCUAUGAACGACGUAAACAACAAGAGUGCGACUUCCAAGCUGAAGCGCCCGUGAUUGAGGCGUGGUUGGAGUUGAUACGUGAAAUGAUCAGUUCGUUUGUAACGGAAGAGCGUCAAAAAUUACAAGAUCGUUAUGCACGCGAAGGUGAGCAGCAGUAUCGGAAGCCGGUAAGCUUGACGCUGUUUCGCGAUUCGAAUCGUUUCAGUUCGGACAGUGGUAUUGGAAAUAUAUGGGUGUUGCCCAAACCGGAAGCUGAGUCUGAGGCAACGAAUAAUCGUACAACGUGGUAUGCUGUAAACUGAGGGGGGAACGAGUGGCAGGAAGGAAAUAAUGCAUAGAAGGAAACAUUAUUGUAUUAUUGACAAUCGGUUACAAUAUUGUGCUGAAUACUUGCGCAAUGUAAUGUUAGGAAGACUUCUCAGGAGUCUUCAAGUUGUCACAGCCAUAUUUAAUUUAACUUAAGGCC
This is a messenger RNA of Ceratitis capitata (Mediterranean fruit fly), 3434 nucleotides long. RefSeq lists its product as uncharacterized. Gene Ontology annotation, molecular function: guanyl-nucleotide exchange factor activity. Gene Ontology annotation, cellular component: cytoplasm. Bases 925 to 3270 code for a protein of 781 amino acids. The record is from RefSeq and is a predicted model, not a curated record. Gene Ontology annotation, biological process: axon guidance. The transcript has 8 exons. NCBI's taxonomy places the organism in Eukaryota, Metazoa, Arthropoda, Insecta, Diptera, Tephritidae.